CCCUCCCCCGGCGCCCGCCCGCCCCUCGCUGUUUGUGUCAGCCUGCUCGGCGCGGCGGAGCUGCCCGCGGCGCCCGCCCGGCCCGGCGCGGCGCGGCCGAGGGGCACGGAGCGACCCGCCGCUGAGGCCGAGAGCCGCGCGCCUCCCCCCGCCCCGCUGCGCUGCGCUCCCGCCAUGGGCGGCCCGUAGGGGCGCGGGCUCGGCGGCUGGUGCGGUGCCUGCGCGGCGGCGGCCAUGGCGGUGGCGGUGGAGACGCGGCCGGAGCUGGUGGGGAAGCGGUUCCUGUGCGUCGGCGGCGGCGGCGAGGAGCCGCCGGAGAGCGGGCGCUGGCGGGCCGGGGUCAUCCGCGCCGUGUCCCAGCGGGACUCGCACAGCCCCGACCUGGCGGUAUACGUGGAAUUUGAUGACCUCGAAUGGGAAAAACGAGAGUGGGUUAAAGUUUAUGAAGAUUUUGCAACCUUCUUGGUGGAGUACCAGCUGGUCUGGGCAAAAAGAAAGGACCCAAGCCAGACUCAGGGAUCAAAGAUCAAACAAAUUCAAUGGCCUGCAUUGACAUUCAAGCCCUUGGUUGGAAAAAGUGUGUACAAUUCAAUUACUGCAGUAGAAUUCCUUGUGGACAAGCAGCUGGAUUUUAUAACUGAAGAUAGUGCCUUUCAGCCCUAUCAGGACGACGUAGACAGUCUAAACCCAGUUCUCAGGGAUAACCCGCAGUUACAUGAGGAGGUAAAAGCCUGGGUAAAGGAACAAAAGGUUCAGGAGAUUUUUAUGCAAGGUCCAUACUCCUUAAAUGGUUAUAGGGUGAGAGUAUACAGACAGGAUUCUGCCACCCAGUGGUUUACUGGUAUAAUUACUCAUCAUGAUCUCUUCACUCGCACUAUGGUUGUUAUGAAUGACCAGGUGUUAGAACCUCAAAAUGUUGAUCCUUCUAUGGUUCAGAUGACCUUUCUAGAUGAUGUUGUUCACUCUUUGUUGAAAGGUGAAAAUAUUGGCAUUACUUCACGCCGAAGGUCUCGUUCCAACCAGAACAGCAACACAGUUCACGGUCAUUAUACACGUGCGCAAGCAAAUAGUCCCAGACCAGCAAUGAAUUCCCAAACUGCAGCACCAAAACAGAAUUCUCACCAGCACCAGCAGCAGCGCAAUACUCGGCCAAACAAAAGGAAAGGCUCUGACAGCAGCAUGCCUGACGAAGAGAAGAUGAAAGAAGAGAGAUACGAUUAUAUUGGUCGAGGAGAAAAUCCCAAAAACAAAAAUAAACACUUCCUUAGUAAAAGAAGAAAACCUGAAGAGGACGAAAAGAAGUUAAAUAUGAAGAGACUGCGGACAGACAAUAUCUCAGAUUACUCUGAGAGCAGUGACUCAGAAAUUUCAAAUAAAAGAUUAACAGAUUCGUCCUCAGAGCAAAAUUCAGAAAAUGAGUUAAAAAGCAAGAAUGCUUCAAAGAUAAAUGGAGAAGAAGGAAAAUCCCAAACUAUUGAGGGAUUAGAAGAACAGACACUAACAGAUAGGCAGUCUCCAUGGGAUGAAAUACAGGAGGAUAAAAAACGUGAAGAGACAGAAAGACUGAAGUCAUCUGUCUUAGAUCAGCAGGAAAAGUCUUCACUCCAUGCAGCAGAGCAGCCAACACCUUAUGAGCAGAACGCCAAGGAUCCACACGUUCAAGAGUGCAGUGCAGAAAAACAUCGUGCUGUGGAAUUAAAAAAUGAGCAGUUCGUACCCAGACCUCCAACUCCAAAAUGUGUUGUUGAUAUAACUAAUGAAAACAACGCUGAGAAGGAGAGCCAGGAUAAUGCUGCAAGUACCUUUGGUUUGCAGACGGUUCAGAAAAUAGAAUCUCACAGCAGUGAUUUAAAACAGCAGUUUGCAAAUGCAAAUUUCCUUGAAACAAGAAAACAGGAAACUGAUCAAAGUUGGGUGAGCAAUAUUGUUAACAAGACGGAUUUGAUACAACCUGGGGUUGUGAAAACCUUAUCAAUAACUGAACAUUUAAAUCCUGAAAAAGAGAAAGUGCCGUACGGCUCAUUUAUAUCUUCGUUAAAUGUAGCUUCUCUAGCAGAAGAAAGUAAACUACAUAAACAAAGUCCAGUCCCUGAUUCUGUGAAGUCAAAACCUAGUGCUUCAGUUGAUCAUCCUAAAACAAAGUCACCUGAUGUUAAGCCUAAAUUCACCCAAUCUUCCGAUACUGUGAAGUCUAAGGUUAGUUCCCAAAACAGCCAUGCUACUGGAUUAACAAAGUCAGCCAAUAAAAGUGAGCAUGAUUUGCCAAGGUCUAGUUUCCAUCCAGUUCCAGCUAGAGUUAGUGCUCUAGAAGCUACUAAAAGUCCUCUUAUCAUUGACAAGAACGAACAUUUCACAGUGUACAGGGACCCCACUCUGAUUGGACAAGAAACAGGAGCUAAUCACAUUUCACCUUAUUUGCAUCAGCAUAAUUAUCCGCUGCAUUCCUCAUCCCACCGAACCUGUUUAAAUCCAAAUGCUCAUCAUCCUGCAUUAACUGGUUCAUCCCAUCUGCUAUCUGGGUCUUCCACUCAGACUCCAUUGUCCGCUAUUAACACUCAUCCUCUUAGUACCGCAUCUCACCAUUCUGUUCAUCACCCUCAUCUACUUCCUGCAGUGUUGCCCGGAGUGCCUACCGCCUCCUUGCUGGGUGGCCAUCCACGACUAGAGACUGCUCAUGCUAGCAGCUUAAGCCAUUUGGCAUUAGCACACCAGCAGCAGCAACAGAUGUUACAACACCAGUCUCCACAUCUUCUGGGACAAGCUCAUCCUUCUGCUUCCUAUAAUCAGCUAGGGCUUUAUCCAAUUAUUUGGCAGUACCCAAACGGAACACAUGCUUACUCAGGACUCGGUCUGCCCUCCUCGAAAUGGGUCCACCCCGAAACGCCUGUUAACGCGGAGGCUUCCAUGAGAAGGAAUACUCCGAGCCCGUGGUUGCACCAGCCCACCCCUGUGACCUCAGCCGACAGCCUCGGUUUACUGAGUCACAUUCCUGUGAGACCAUCCAGCGCAGAUCCCCUCCGGCCUCUCAAGCUGACAACGCAUUCUAGUCCGCCCUUGUCCAAAAGCAUAGUAGAGCAUCACAAAGAAGAACUGGAGAGGAAAGCGUUCAUUGAACCUUUACGUUCCGUUACAACUGCACCCAUAAAGACCGAGCUAGAGCAAAGCAGAACGCAGACAGCAAAGGAGAGCCAUAUGCACAGACAUUUUGCAGAUCCAAUGUUGAACCAGCUGCCAAGGCCACCGCAGGAGACUGGGGAGCGACUGAGCAAAUACAAAGAAGAACACAGGCGAAUACUCCAAGAAAGUAUUGAAGUUGCUCCUUUUACAGCUAAAAUAAAGGCACUGGAGGGGGAGAGAGAGAACUAUUCCAGGGUAACAUCCUUGUCUUCGAGUCCCAAAAGCCAUUCGGUAAAAUAUGACAAAGAUGCAGAGCGUUCUGUAUCAGAACUGUAUAAAAUGAAGCAUUCGGUUCCACAGAGUUUGCCACAGAGCAACUAUUUCACCACCCUGUCUAACAGCGUAGUAAAUGAACCACCAAGAUCCUACCCAUCCAAGGAAGCUUCAAAUGUCUAUGUCGAUAAGCAGACUAACUGUCCUUCGACAGCAGCUAGUCCCCAGUCUCUCCCUUCUUACAUUUCUUCUCUUUCCAAACCUCCCCCUUUAAUAAAGCACCAACCAGAGAGUGAAGGCUCUGCAAGCAAGAUAGCUGAGCAGCUUUCACAGUCAGUGCAGUCUCACUCGGUGACUUCUUUUAGAAGUGACAGCAGGAGCCCUACUCAGCUGUCAGUCUCAUCUUCAAACACACUCCGGAGUAUGCCUGCCUUGCACAGAGCCCCAGUGUUUCACCCCCCAGUUCACCAGAACCUGGAGAAGAAGGAAAGCAGCUACAGCAGCCUGUCACCUCCGACUCUAACUCCUGUUCAACCUGUUAACACUGGUGGCGGCAAAAUACAGGAAUUACAAAAGCCACCCACUUUAGUACCUGAACCGAAGGAAGCUCAGACAGUUUACAAGGGCAUUUCUGAACAAAAUUUGUCAGAAAUAUGGAAGUCUAAUAAUGCCCCAAAUAAUGAAAAAGUGGAAUGGCACAUUGAAAGAAUGAGUGGAAAGUCACAGUCGGCUACAGCAUCUGUUAUUGUACGUCCUCCUUCUAGUACGAAAUACGAUAGCGUACCAGUAAUGCAGUCGGCUUCCAAAGACCGAGUUAGCGAGAGAUCUUCAGCUGUGACAAAUCAAACAGAUUGCCUGAAAACAGCGGAAGCCAGAGAGACUGGGAGAGUCAUUCUGCCAAAUAUGAACUCAGACAGUACUCGCACACAGUAUGAAAAGAAAUUUCCAGCUGUCUCGCAAGGCAGCCUUCCUAGCUCUGUCACCCCCACCGCAGCUAUGAACUGCAGUACCAAAACGGAUGUAACCACAUCAGCAGCUAUAACUACCAGCGUGUCGAGCUGGGGUAGUUCAGAAGUGACUUACUCCUUAUCGAGCACGGGCCUGGCCUGCACGCCGCUGGAGUGUGCUGCCUCGAGAGCCGUGAGUCAGGCCACGGCGCAGGCCCCCGAGUGCAAGGCCAGCACCGCGGCUCCGGUUACGCCAGGCGGUGGCAAGGCCGGGAGCGCCGCGCAGCCCGGCUCGGGAUUCUCCGCCUCGACCGAUUUUGUCCACUUGAAAAAGCACAAGGCGGCAUUGGCUGCAGCUCAGUUUAAAAGUAGUAACACCAGUGAGACCGAGUCCAACUCUGUGAAAAAUCAGACAUUUUCAACCUCUCUCUCCCUAGACAGCGCUAUCGUCUGUAACACAAUAAACAAAGCAAACUCUGUAGGCAGUGGGCAGACUUCCCAGACAAGUCAGCCAAACUACCACACUAAACUGAAAAAGGCUUGGCUAACAAGACAUUCGGAGGAAGAUAAAAACACUAAUAAAAAAGAAAAUUCAGGGAACAGUGUUUCAGAAAUUAUUAAGCCAUGUACUGUCAAUUUAAUAGCUUCUACAUCAAAUGAUUUGCAGAAUAACAUAGAUAGUAAAAUCCUGGCAGAUAAGUUUGUGAAAGAAGAUAAGCACCCUAGGAGAAAAGCAAAAAGAACUUAUGAGUCUGGCUCUGAGAGCGGAGACUCUGAUGAAAGCGAGAGCAAGUCAGAGCAAAGGACUAAACGGCAGCCCAAGCCAACUUACAAAAAGAAACAAAAUGAUUUGCAGAAAAAAAAGGGUGAUACAGAGGAAGAAGUAAAACCGAAUGGUGUUCUUAGCAGGAGUGCCAAAGAAAAAAGCAAGCUGAAGUUGCAGAGCAGCAGUAAUAGCACUGGUAUACCUCGCUCAGUAUUAAAAGAUUGGCGCAAAGUAAAGAAGCUGAAGCAAACAGGAGAGUCCUUUUUGCAGGAUGAUUCUUGCUCUGAAAUAGGACCGAAUUUGCAAAAAUGCAGAGAAUGUAGGUUAAUAAGAAGUAAGAAAGGUGAAGAACCAACUCACUCACCAGUAUUUUGUAGAUUUUAUUACUUUCGGCGGUUAUCUUUUAGUAAGAACGGAGUGGUUAGGAUAGAUGGUUUCUCCUCUCCUGAUCAAUAUGAUGAUGAAGCACUGAGCUUAUGGACGCAUGAAAACUAUGAAGAUGAUGAACUGGACCUAGAAACUUCUAAAUACAUUUUAGAUAUCAUAGGUGAUAAGUUCUGUCAGUUAGUAACGUCUGAGAAAACAGCCAUGUCCUGGGUGAAAAAAGAUGCCAAAAUUGCGUGGAAGAGAGCAGUGAGAGGAGUCCGUGAGAUGUGUGAUGCAUGCGAAGCCACAUUAUUUAACAUUCACUGGGUCUGCCAAAAAUGUGGAUUUGUGGUCUGCCUGGACUGUUACAAGGCAAAGGAAAGAAAAAGCUCUAGAGAUAAGGAGCUGUAUGCCUGGAUGAAGUGUGUGAAGGGACAGCCUCAUGAUCACAAACACUUGAUGCCAACCCAAAUUAUUCCCGGCUCUGUUUUGACAGAUCUUCUAGAUGCUAUGCACAAUAUUAGAGAAAAAUUUGAAAUUAAAUCCCAUUGUCAGUGUACCACCAAACAGAGCACACAAGCUGGCAAGCUCCCUGCAAUGAAUGGUGUGUCUCAGGUUUUACAGAAUGUCCUCAAUCACAGUAAUAAAAUUUCUCUGUGCAUGCCUGAGUCUCAACAGCAGAAUACCCCCCCAAAGUCUGAGACAAAUGGUAAUACAAGUCCAAGGAGUGAUGUAAGCACAGACAGCAAGUUAACACCACCUGAAUCACAGUCGCCACUGCAUUGGUUAGCUGAUCUUGCAGAGCAGAAAGCCAGAGAAGAAAAGAAAGAGAAUAAAGAAUGUCCUUCUGGAAAACAUUCAAAGGAAGAAAAAGAUCAGGAUAAUUCAGAGUCUCAAAACUGUAAAACCUCCCCUCCUGCAUCCCAGAACAACGAGCAGGGUUCAACCUUACGAGAUUUACUAACUACAACAGCAGGCAAACUGCGUCUAGGUUCUACAGAUGCGGGUAUUGCUUUUGCUCCAGUUUACUCUACAGGAACACCAAGUGGCAAAAGUGGAAGGACUAUGCCAAACAUUCUCGAUGACAUAAUUGCUUCAGUGGUAGAAAACAAGAUUCCACCAAAUAGAACACCAAAGAUAAAUGUAAAAUCUGAAAUAAAAGAUGAGCCAAAGGAUGAUAGAAAAUGUAUUCUAGAUGACUGCAGUAAAUUGUACAAUGAUAUUCAGUAUUCUUGGAUCUGUGAUAAACAUGUUUUGUGGCUCAGAGACCAUAAAAACAGCAACAACUGGAAGCUCUUCAAAGAGUGCUGGAAACAAGGGAGGCCUGUAUUAGUGUCCGGUAUGCAUAAGAAAAUGAACUUCAGCUUGUGGAAAGCAGAGUCAAUUAGUCUAGAUUUUGGAAACCAGCAAGCUGAUAUCUUGAAUUGCAAAGACAGCAUUAUUUCAAACACCAAUGUCAAGGAAUUCUGGGAUGGUUUUGAAGAUGUUUCAAAACGUCAGAAAAUAAAAAACGGGGAAACAGCUCUACUAAAAUUGAAAGAUUGGCCUUCUGGUGACGAUUUCAAGGCUAUGAUGCCAGCAAGAUAUGAAGACUUAUUAAAAAGUUUACCUUUGCCUGAAUAUUGUAGUCCAGAAGGAAAAUUAAACUUGGCUUCUCAUCUGCCAGGCUUUUUUGUCCGUCCAGAUUUGGGACCCAGGCUAUGCAGUGCAUAUGGUGUGGCUGCUACUAAAGAUCAUGAUGUAGGAACUACAAAUCUCCAUAUUGAAGUUUCUGAUGUAGUGAACAUCCUUGUUUAUGUCGGCAUAGCAAAAGGAAAUGGAGUACUUUCCAAAUCAGGAAUAUUGAAGAAGUUUGAAGAAGAAGAUUUGGAUGAUCUUUUAAGGAAGAGAUUGAAAGAUUCAAGUGAAUUACCUGGUGCUUUGUGGCACAUUUAUGCUGGCAAAGAUGCUGACAAGAUAAGGGAGUUUCUGCAAAAGAUAGCAAAAGAACAAGGCCUAGAAGUUUUACCAGAGCAUGAUCCAAUACGUGAUCAGAGUUGGUAUGUGAACAAAAAACUUCGCCAAAGACUUUUUGAAGAAUAUGGAGUAAAAACCUGUACCGUUAUUCAGUUUCUUGGUGAUGCUGUUAUUCUACCAGCAGGAGCACUUCAUCAGGUGCAAAAUUUUCACAGCUGUGUUCAAGUAACUGAAGACUUUGUGUCUCCCGAACACCUUGUACAGUCAUUUCACUUAACGCAGGAACUGAGGCUGUCAAAGGAAGAAAUCAAUUACGAUGAUAAACUGCAGGUUAAAAAUAUCUUGUAUCAUGCAGUUAAAGAAAUGGUGAGAGCUUUGAAGAUUCAUGAAGGUGAAAUGGAAGAUAUGGAAGAAAAUUAAGUGCUCUCUGCUUUUUUGUGUUAACAUCAAAUGGAGGUUAUUUUUUCUAAUAUAUGAACAGUAUGCACACUAAUUUAAGCUUCACAAACCAUCAGUGCCAAGAAAAUAGUCGUCAUAUUUACUUGUUAAUGACACUGCAACGGUAGAGCUUCAUAUCACAGCCACUGUGAUUACAUGUUAGACUUACAAACAAUUAAGCAGCAUUCUGCUGUCCUGUAUUAUAAUGUAUAUGAAGUUUGUGAAAUGUCAAAGAUUUAAGAUGAUGUAUUUAUUUUUGGAAGAAAAACACAAAAUUCUAUGCUAUAUUGUUGAUCAAAUGUAAAUGUGACUUGUACAGUUUGCUAAAAUAAUUCAGAUAUUUUUCACUACAUUGAGACAGUUACUGUGAGAGUAGGACACAAACACCAGCUAUUGCCUGCAUUUGGGAUCUUGCUGAGUCCGCACAGCAGUCAUGUCAUAAUCUGAAAAUUACUGCCAAAUAAUUGUAAACUUUGUAAAAUAUAAAGUAUAUAAAGUAGAUAUUAAAUACAGACACUUCAGUAUUUUAUUGAAGCUAUUCAGUGUACAAUUAAACGUUUUCAAAAGGUGUAAUUUAUUUAAAAAUUGUCUCAUUUUGGUAAAAUUUAUGUGAACUUUUAAAGCUAAAUAUUAAACUUAAUAUGCUAUGUAAAUAUAUACAUAUAUACAUUCAAUGAUGUAUUUUUUUAAAACAUUGGCUUGCUUUAAUUUGUUAAAAGUGCAAGUGUUACACAUGCUUUGUACAUUGAAGUUGAAAGGGGUUUUACAUUUUCCAUUAAAAUGACUUUAUCAAAUGUUGUCUCACUGUGUUUGUUUUUUAUGUUUGUGGCACAUUUGUGAUAGCCUCAGUUGUUCAUUCACAGUAAUUGCAAAUGCAUUUCUGCUUCAGUGUCGCUUAUUGUAAUGCUUGAAAUGUUCUGCCUUGGUUAAUGUGCACCAUUCUGCCCUCUCUGGGUUUAAUACAAAACUGCUAAGGGAAGUGCUGGAGCACAGUUCAAAUGGCUGAGCCAGAAAGAGCCUCUCGUUAAGAAUAAAACAAUUUAAACGUU
Messenger RNA from Dromaius novaehollandiae (emu), 8912 nucleotides. RefSeq names its product jumonji domain containing 1C (gene JMJD1C). NCBI's taxonomy places the organism in Eukaryota, Metazoa, Chordata, Aves, Casuariiformes, Dromaiidae. The record is from RefSeq and is a predicted model, not a curated record. The transcript has 26 exons. Gene Ontology annotation, molecular function: transcription coregulator activity; chromatin DNA binding; histone H3K9 demethylase activity. Gene Ontology annotation, cellular component: chromatin; histone deacetylase complex. Bases 235 to 7845 code for a protein of 2536 amino acids. Gene Ontology annotation, biological process: regulation of transcription by RNA polymerase II.